Molecule: messenger RNA, 2415 nt
Organism: Uloborus diversus
Lineage: Eukaryota; Metazoa; Arthropoda; Arachnida; Araneae; Uloboridae
Product: ribosomal protein S6 kinase 2 beta-like
Exons: 20
Coding region: 1-2415 (804 amino acids)
Biological process (GO): intracellular signal transduction; protein phosphorylation
Molecular function (GO): magnesium ion binding; ATP binding; ribosomal protein S6 kinase activity
Source: RefSeq, a predicted model, not a curated record
AUGAAAGUUUGGAAAAAAGAAAAACAUCGCCCAGAAUAUGGGCAUAGAAUUAUUUCAAGGGGCAGAAGAUCCAGUACAAAAAAUUCAGAAAAGCGUAAUAUGCCUCUUGCACUGAUAUCAGAUCCUUGGCAGCGCAUGCAGAUUCAGGAUGCUGAUGUCGGAGCUGAGGUAUUUUAUUAUUUGAGUAGCCAGAACUCUGCCAUUACCAGUCCAACUACCUUUGAUGACAAAAUAUACACUCCCCAAGUUGAUAAUAUGGCAGCAGAUGAAACUUUUGAUGAUGUUCCUCAAGCUGAAGAUAUGGAUACAAAUGAGGUAGUGGAAGGCCUACAUGAAAUUGAACUGACCAACAUUACAAAAGAAGGCUACCCUAAAGGGGCUCCAGAUCAGUUUAAACUUCUUCAAGUUCUUGGCCAAGGCUCAUUCGGAAAGGUUUUUUUAGUCAAAAAGACUGUUGGUCCAGAUUCUGGUAGUUUAUAUGCUAUGAAAGUCUUAAAGAAAGCUACAUUAAAAGUUAGAGACAGAAUGCGAACAAAAAUGGAAAGAGACAUCCUAGCUGAUAUUCGACAUCCAUUUAUUGUCAAAUUGCAUUACGCCUUUCAAACAGAAGGGAAAUUAUAUUUAAUCCUGGACUUCUUAAAAGGAGGAGAUCUAUUUACCAGACUUAGUAAAGAAGUUAUGUUUACUGAAGAAGAUGUUAAGUUUUACCUUGCAGAAUUAGCCCUUGCAUUAGAUCACCUGCAUAGUUUAGGAAUUAUUUAUAGGGAUCUGAAGCCAGAAAAUAUACUCCUUGAUGCUGAUGGGCACAUUAGUCUCACUGAUUUUGGUUUAUGUAAAGAAGCUCUUAGUGAUCAAAAAGCAUACUCAUUUUGUGGGACUGUUGAAUACAUGGCGCCAGAAGUUAUAAAUCGAAAAGGGCAUACUACUGCUGCAGACUGGUGGUCGUUUGGUGUAUUAAUGUUUGAAAUGCUGACCGGGGCCUUACCAUUUCAAGGAGCAAAUAGGAAAGAAACUAUGAUGCAAAUUUUAAAGGCAAAAUUGGGAAUGCCCCAAUUUUUAAGUCCGGAAGCUCAAAGUCUCUUACGUGCAUUGUUUAAGCGAAACCCUGCCAACAGAUUAGCUUCUGGCCCAAAUGGAAUUGAAGACAUGAAAGUUCAUCCAUUCUUUGGGACAAUAGAUUGGCAGAAAUUAUAUGACCGUGAAAUAAAGCCGCCAUUUAUUCCAGCAGUUUCCAGGUCUGAUCACACAGCUUAUUUUGACAAAGAAUUCACCACGCGAACUCCCGAAGAUUCUCCUGGAUGUCCACCAAGUGCCACCGCCCAUGAACUGUUUCGUGGUUUUAGUUUCAUUGCUCCUAGUCUUGAUGAAAAUAGUGCCAAGAAUAGUGAAAAUAAUCAGAAAAGUCAGAAAGCUGAAAGAAGUUUUGCUGUUAAAGAAUUUAUUCAAAAAGAAUACGAGUUUAAAGAAGAACUUGGUAAAGGAUCUUAUUCAUUAUGUAGAAGAUGCAUAUAUAAGGAAAAUGGAAAAGAGUAUGCUGUUAAAAUUAUAGAUAAAAGUAAAAGAGAUUGUGAUGAAGAAGUGGAAAUUCUCUUACGUUAUGGCCAACAUCCAAAUAUUGUCACUUUAUAUGAUGUUUACGAAGAUUCAUCUUCUGUUUAUCUCAUCAUGGAACUACUACAUGGGGGAGAACUCUUAGAUAAGAUUCUGAGUAAAAAGAAUUUUAGUGAAAAAGAAGCUAGUGCUAUAUUGGGGAUUAUUGCAAGAACCAUUAAGUAUCUUCAUGACAAUGGUGUUGUUCAUAGAGAUUUGAAGCCCUCUAAUAUAAUGUUUGCUGAUCAGUCUGGUAGUCCAGAAUCCUUAAGGAUAUGUGACUUUGGUUUUGCGAAGCAAAUUCGAGCUGAGAAUGGUUUGCUAAUGACUCCUUGUUAUACAGCUAACUUUGUUGCUCCAGAAGUACUGAAGAAACAAGGUUAUGAUGAAGCUUGUGACAUAUGGAGUAUGGGUGUUUUGCUAUACACAAUGCUUGCCGGCCAUACUCCAUUUGCUUAUGGGCCAACUGACAAGACAAAAGAAAUUUUAUCCAGGAUAGGAGAAGGGCGUUUUGAUUUAACGUCUGGAAAUUGGACUAAUAUUACAUCUGCUGCAAAGCAUUUAGUACAAAAAAUGCUGCAUGUUGAUCCCAAGCAGAGGUAUAGGGCUGCAGAUGUGUUAAACCAUGCAUGGAUAAUCAGUAAGGAACAGUUGCCUAGCUGUCAAUUGGUACUGCAAGAACCUGCAAUUGUGAAGGUAGGUGCCAUGGCAGCUACAUUCCGUGCCAUUAAUACUAUUCCAAGCUCUCCUACCCUGCAACCUGUAGAAGCGUCUAAACUUGCUCGUCGUCGGCAAAGAAGUCGUCCCAAAUCUUCCACAGAUUGA